Symbiodinium necroappetens is the source of this 1056-nucleotide messenger RNA. The record is from the annotation of a GenBank genome assembly. NCBI's taxonomy places the organism in Eukaryota, Dinophyceae, Suessiales, Symbiodiniaceae.
AUGGCAGGGACGAUUGAUGCCGAUGUGGUUCAUGGGUUCAUCACCCUGGGUGAUUUGGAAGGCUUGCGAGCAUUCGCACCACUCAACUUUGACUGGUCCCAGCCUCUAGGCGAAGACCAAGUGCCUGCACUCAUGCGCUUUGUUGACUCUCAUGCCUUGUGUGAGUCAGCUGCUCAACAAAGUGAUAAUCUCAAGAUGGUGGAGUGGCUCCUGUCGGUCGGAGCUGAUCCGCAACAGAGGGUCAGGGACGAUUUCGGAAUGGCAUUCACGUUUGGAAAACGGAGCAACCCGGAAGAAACGGAGAUCCGUGUUAAAUGUCGUGGGCAAUCAGCCAUUUCACUGGCUUUUGCUUGGCUUCGGGAAAUGAAGAAGUGCAAGGGUAAUGCAAACUGGACAAAACCGGAGCAAUACCUGAAGCAACUCAUUUCUCUUUUUUCGCGCUCAUCCUCCCAGCAGAGUCUCCGGAGUACAGAUGUUGCCGUGCCUCAGAGUAUCGUGGACUUGUGGGAGUGCAUGCGGGACUUGGCCGCCUCGCACAACGUGAUCUUCGAGAGUUCAGACGGAGAGGUGGCGGCGAAUGAGCACAUCCUCGCCGUUGCUUCUCCGGUCUUGAAGGCGAUGCUUGAGUCUGCAAUGACGGAGGGCACGAGCAGGCGCAUUCAAGUCAAGGAUUCCCCGUCCUCCGGCAUCUCGCUGUUCCUGGAUGUUCUCUACACAAGCUCGACUCGCGAAGACCCCGACCAUAAGACCCUUCUUGCUGCUUUGGACUUGGCGCACCGCUGGCAGGUGCACAGCGUCGUGCAGAUCUUAUGCACCGCACUGCAUAGCAUGAUCGAUGCCAGCAGCUUCGUGGCCAUCGCAGAAGCUGCAGCUCUCAAGGGACUGGAGACACUGGUGCGAGCAUGUGCCUCCUUCGGCUCCACAGAUGAGCACGUGCAAGCGAUGCUUCAGAAAGGCGAUCUCCCCGUGGCGGUUCGGAAGCUGUUGGGGAAGCCGGAGCAUCAAAGCAGUGAGCAGCAAGAUACGAAGAAGCGGCGGAGAUUCCGGUCUUCAUGA